Messenger RNA from Solea solea (common sole), 2870 nucleotides. RefSeq lists its product as uncharacterized. The record is from RefSeq and is a predicted model, not a curated record. The transcript has 2 exons. Gene Ontology annotation, molecular function: GTP binding. Lineage: Eukaryota; Metazoa; Chordata; Actinopteri; Pleuronectiformes; Soleidae. Bases 142 to 2169 code for a protein of 675 amino acids.
UUGUAAUCGAGUCCAAUGUUUGUAUUUUUGAUGAACUCAGACUCCUCGUUUAGCCCAACAUGUAGCUUCAUUCGCCACUUUCAGGAAGUGAAAGAUUAAAUGUGGAGAACAAAACGUCAUUUUUAGAGUCAACUUAAAGUGAUGUUUAACGACAUGGACUCGGGGGAUGAAGAAGAGAAAAUUGGUCCGAUUAUUGUGGAGGAUGAGAAGGAAGGUAACAAUUCUGAGGCCAUGUGGGGUGAAGAACUCAGACUAGUCCUCAUCGGUAAAACUGGAUGUGGCAAGAGUGCAUCUGGAAACACCAUCUUGGGCCGGAGGCAGUUCCUGUCACAGAUUAGUGCCAGUUCUGUCACACAGAUCUGUGAGGUCGGGAGCGCGAUGCUCGCUGAGGAAGAUGCUGCGUUAGAGGAUGGCCAACCUGUCACUCAGAGGAGGAUGAAGAGAGUCACGGUGGUUGACAUGCCAGGUUUUGGGGACACUCAGCUCAGUGUGGAGCAGAUUCAUGCAGAGAUAGCCAAAUGUGUGACUCUCUCUGCUCCUGGCCCACAUGCUUUCCUACUGGUUGUUCCAAUAGGACGAUAUACAGACAGUGAGAACCAGGCAGUUUGUGACAUGAUAAAGGUAUUUGGGGAGGAUGCCGUCUGUCACCACACAGUGGUUCUUUUUACCAGAGGCGAUGACCUGGACGGUAUGGAGAUUGAAGAGUACCUGAGGAAGACUGCAUCUGCUCGGCUUAAGACUCUGAUUAACAUGUGUGGGGGCAGAUACCAUGUUUUCAACAACAGAGACCCCAGUAAUUCGGAGCAAGUGAAAGAGCUCUUAAUGAAGGUGGAUAAGAUGAUAAAGCAGUCUAACAGUGAGUUUUACACCAAUGCCAUGUUUUUAGAGGCUGAGGCUGCGAUCAGGGAGGAGCAGAGAAUCAUGUUGAGGGGGCGAGGUGAAGGAGAGGGGGAAGAACAAAGGGGAAAUACUGAAGAACAGGCUCAGCUUCCAAAACGAAGAAAGUGUGACCUAGAGUCUUGCAAAGAAGGAAGCAGUGAAAGAGGAUCACUAGGGCUCAGCAGGAGGCAGCUGGAGAGAGGAAAUGAUGAUGAUGAUGUAAGGGUGGAGCGGUGGACAGAAGAGAGUAGAGGCAGUGCUUUCAGUCUCCUCAGGGGCAGAGUUAAAGAAUUUAAGGACUAUUUCCGAAGCAGGCCAAAGAGCUGCAGCAGGAGACGGUUUCGCAACUCAUCACUGAUUCGCUUGAGAAGAGAGGCUGCACUCUCUGCAAAGGUGCUUCAGAGAGUUAAGAUCCUCGUAGCUGCUGGAGCCACAGGCAUGGCAGUCGGGGCAGUGUUUGGAGUAGCUGCCCCAUUAGCAGCUGCUGCUGGGGCAUCUCUUGUGGGAAAUUCAGUUGGUUUUGCUGCAGGUCAGCUUGCUGGGAUGUCUGCAGCAGGAGGCACAGGUCUAGGAAAAGCUGUUGGGGCUAUAGUGGCUGCAGCUUCAGGGAAAUCUGCACUGGCUCUGGGAGCAGCAACAGGUGGGGUUAUGGGUGGUUCUGUUGGAGCCAUUGUUGGUACUGGAGCUGCCAGUCCUGGGGAGGGUGCUUUGGAUGCCCUUGGGCAGGUUAGCCUUAUGGGGGCCUCUGCUGUGGGGUUGGCAGCAGGAGUAGGAGGCGCCUUAGGAGCUGGGGCUGCUAUAGGUACAGCUCUGGAGGGAGCAGCUCUCAGUACAGCUGCCCUUGGUGCAACUGAAAUUGCAGCAGGAGGGACAGUGGAUGCAGCCACAACUAUUGUUGCUCAGGGUAGUUUAGCUUCAGCAGCAGGGCAGCAAGCAAUGGCCGCUGUAGCUGCAGAAACUGUGGCACCUUCUUGUGCCGCAGCAGGGACAAUCUUAGCCCAGGCUGCAAAUGUCCCAGUGGCCACUGGUUCUGCUGGUGCUGUGUGUGGAUUAGUAGGUCCGAGUGCAGCAUCAGUACGCAGCGGGGUGGUGUCAGACUCUUGGGGCACUGUGGCAACAACUACACGUAUUUUGUCCGCAGUGGCUGAGAUAAGCAAGGCUGCAGCAGGCAUUGCACUGGCUGGUGGUCUGGUAGUGAAGGUGGUAAAGGAAAAAGUCAGGUGUGGCACAGGAACAACAGAAACAAAUUAUUCAGAGAAAAAGUCUUAUGAAGUUCACUGGAAUAAAUAAAUACAGGAAGAGUUGUAAUCCUCCGAAUGAGGAUCAUAUUCAUAUAUGUAUUUUAUCACAUUGACCCCUCUGGUAAAAUUCUACACUCCACAAUAGCUUUCCUCAUUGUGAGAAGUUGCACUUACCAUGUGAAUAAAAUGUGAAUUUAAUAUAACAUAAUCAAAUUUAUCAACAAGAAAUUACUUAUGCUUUUGAAUACAAAGAAGCAGAUUGUGACAAUUGUGCCUGAGUGAAAUGAUAUUUGCACUGUGGUGUUAGAGAAUUACUUUAGUAUUUUUGAUACAAGUACUUGUGAUUUGGGCUUGGAAUUAGACAUAUAAUCCUCACUUGCAUUUUUAUAAAAUAGAAAAAGAGAUGAUGUGGACUGCACUAGUUCUGUUUUUUAUAAUCAAUGACAUGAAUUUUAGUUCAGUUUCAUUUUCAAAUGUAUUUUUCUUUUGACUUUCCAAAAGAAGUAACAAAAUGAACAUUUAAUCUAAUAACAGUAGUGGAUUUUGAAGAUGUCUUAAAAAAAGGUUGUAUUGAGUAUCAAAAAGCAUUUCCCAAUCUGAAGGUUGACAGUUGACUGAUAUUCUGUUAAAUAUCAUUAAUAUUUGAACAGCAAAAAGGUUUUUUUUGACUAUCCAGCAUCAUUGCUAUCAAUAUCGGUAAAUGUAUCUACACUUGAUUAUUGUAAAAAUAAUAAAGACACAUUUCUUUCA